This is a messenger RNA of Paecilomyces variotii, 728 nucleotides long. RefSeq names its product Got1-like family protein. Bases 183 to 602 code for a protein of 139 amino acids. Gene Ontology annotation, cellular component: Golgi cis cisterna; COPII-coated ER to Golgi transport vesicle; Golgi membrane. The transcript is spliced from 5 exons. NCBI's taxonomy places the organism in Eukaryota, Fungi, Ascomycota, Eurotiomycetes, Eurotiales, Thermoascaceae. Gene Ontology annotation, biological process: endoplasmic reticulum to Golgi vesicle-mediated transport; retrograde transport, endosome to Golgi. The record is from RefSeq and is a predicted model, not a curated record.
UCCUUGCGACAUCUCUUUCGAUAGCUAGACCCUUCCCCUGUUAUAGGAGAUUGCCGACAGUUUCUGUUCCGAUAUAUACAGCAUUUCCCGAGCGGACGACUCCGAAAACGUCUAUCUGCAGUUCGGAAUAAUACAGUUGCGGCGUUGCGCGCGGUUAUACAUCCUUUCAGAGGGUGCCCAAUAUGCCAACCAUGUGGCUCUCAGAAAACCAGAAGAUCGGGGUGGUCUUCUGCUCUGCUGGCGGGUUGUUCUUAUUUCUUGGAGUCUUGAUGUUCUUUGAUCGGUCAAUGCUUGCCAUGGGAAAUAUCCUUUUCCUCAUCGGGUUGACUCUCAUCAUCGGCUUUCAGAAGACUCUCGCCUUUUUCUCCCGUCCACAUAAGCUGAAAGGAACCGUCGCAUUUGCCCUCGGUAUCCUUCUCAUCCUCCUCCGCUGGCCUUUGACCGGUUUUCUCAUCGAGCUCUACGGCAUAUUCAUCCUGUUUGGAGAUUUCCUCGUCACCAUCGGUCAAUUUGCCGGCAACAUUCCCGUCGUGGGACCCUACAUCAAGACCGCCCUGGAGACGUUGGCUGGAGGAAGGAGAAACGCUGAAUUGCCAGUAUAAUUACGUUGGAUUGAGCGAAGAAAGAGCCCAGAUAGAUCUGGUGCUUUUGUUCUUUUUCUCUGAUAUAUUUCAUAUUAUUUGAAGCUCCUGGCUUUCCUUGUUCUUUGGGAAUGCCUGCCUAUGGUG